AUGUCGGCUGCAGAGGCGGGGGAUGUUUUCCACAGAGCGCGGGGCAGGACCCUGGACGCCUUUUCCUCAGAAAAGGAAAGGGAAUGGAAAGGCCCAUUCUACUUCAUCCAAGGUGCAGACCCCCAGUUUGGACUGAUGAAGGCCUGGGCCACUGGGGACUGUGACAACGGUGGUGAUGAGUGGGAACAGGAGAUCCGUCUGGCUGAGCAAGCAGUCCAGGCUAUCAACAAACUGAACCCCAAGCCCAAAUUCUUUGUUCUGUGCGGGGACCUCGUCCACGCCAUGCCAGGCAGGCCCUGGCGGAAGGAGCAGACAGAGGACCUGCAGCGGGUGCUCAGGACCGUGGACAGCGACAUCCCGCUGGUGCUGGUCAGCGGCAACCACGACGUGGGCAACGUCCCCACCCCCGAGACCAUCGCGGAGUUCCAGCGGACUUGGGGAGACGACUACUUCAGCUUCUGGGUCGGGGGUGUCCUGUUCCUCGUUCUCAACUCCCAGUUCCUGUAUGACGCGUCCAGGUGCCCCGCCCUGAAGCAGGAGCACGACCGCUGGCUGGAGCAGCAGCUGCGCACCGCGGGGCAGCGCGCCUGCCGGCACGCCGUGGUCUUCCAGCACAUCCCGCUCUUCCUGCAGACCAUCGGCGAGGACGACGACUACUUCAACCUCACCAAGUCCGUGCGCAAGGAGAUGGCAGACAAGUUCGUGGAGGCAGGUGUCAAGGCUGUCUUCUCCGGCCACUACCACAGGAACGCUGGGGGCACCUACCGGAACCUCGACAUGGUGGUGUCAUCCGCCAUCGGGUGCCAGCUGGGCAAAGAUGCCCAUGGGCUCCGAGUCGUGGUGGUCACCGCUGAGAAAAUCAUCCACCGGUACUACAGCCUAGAUGAGCUGAGUGAGAAGGGGAUAGAAGACGAUCUGAUGGAUCUGUUGAAGGAAAACUAA
Molecule: messenger RNA, 942 nt
Organism: Rangifer tarandus platyrhynchus (Svalbard reindeer)
Lineage: Eukaryota; Metazoa; Chordata; Mammalia; Artiodactyla; Cervidae
Source: the annotation of a GenBank genome assembly